AUGCGCCCAGAGCCCGGGGGUUGCUGCUGCCGCCGCCCUGCGCUGCCGAACGGCUGCGUCGCGAACGGGGAGCUGCGGAACGGGUAUGUGAGGAGCAGCCCGGCAGCCGCCGCCGCCGCCUCUGCCGCCGCCAGCAGCCAGAUUCAUCAUGUUACUCAAAAUGGUGGACUGUAUAAAAGACCAUUUAAUGAAGCCUUUGAGGAAACCCCAAUGCUUGUUGCUGUGCUUACAUACGUGGGGUAUGGUGUCCUAACACUCUUUGGAUAUCUACGUGAUUUCUUGAGGCAUUGGAGAAUUGAAAAGUGUCAUCAUGCAACAGAAAGAGAGGAGCAAAAGGACUUUGUCUCAUUGUAUCAGGACUUUGAAAACUUCUACACAAGGAACCUCUACAUGCGAAUUCGAGACAACUGGAACCGACCGAUCUGUAGUGUGCCUGGAGCCAAGGUGGACAUCAUGGAAAGACAUUCCCACGACUAUAAUUGGUCAUUCAAGUACACUGGAAAUAUAAUUAAAGAUGUUAUCAACAUGGGUUCCUACAACUAUCUUGGAUUUGCGAAGAACACUGGGACGUGCAAAGAAGCAGCAGCCAAGGUCCUGGAGGAGUAUGGAGCUGGAGUGUGUAGCAGUAGGCAAGAGAUUGGAAAUCUGGAUAAGCAUGAAGAGCUAGAAAAGUUAGUGGCCAGGUUUUUGGGAGUGGAAGCAGCCAUGGCAUAUGGAAUGGGUUUUGCAACCAACUCAAUGAAUAUUCCUGCUAUUGUUGGCAAGGGCUGCCUCAUAUUGAGUGAUGAACUGAACCAUGCAUCUCUAGUUCUUGGAGCAAGGUUGUCUGGAGCAACUAUUAGAAUCUUCAAACACAAUAAUAUGCAAAGCCUUGAGAAGCUAUUAAAAGAUGCCAUUGUGUAUGGGCAACCUCGAACACGAAGGCCCUGGAAGAAAAUACUCAUCCUUGUAGAGGGAAUAUACAGCAUGGAAGGGUCAAUUGUUCGCCUCCCUGAAGUGAUUGCCCUUAAGAAGAAAUACAAAUCUUACCUGUAUCUAGAUGAAGCCCACAGCAUUGGGGCCCUGGGCCCGACAGGUCGGGGUGUAGUAGAAUACUUUGGUCUGAAUCCUGAGGACGUGGAUGUUAUGAUGGGGACAUUCACAAAGAGCUUUGGAGCUGCUGGAGGAUACAUUGGAGGCAGGAAGGAGCUGAUAGACUAUCUCCGAACACAUUCUCAUAGCGCCGUAUAUGCCACAUCAUUGUCACCACCUGUUGUGGAGCAAAUCAUCACCUCCAUGAAAUGUAUUAUGGGUGAAGAUGGCACAAACCUUGGCAAAGAAUGUGUACAACAGCUAGCUGAAAACACUAGGUAUUUCAGAAGGCGAUUGAAGGAGAUGGGCUUCAUCAUCUAUGGAAAUGAAGAUUCCCCUGUGGUGCCUUUGAUGCUCUACAUGCCAGCUAAAAUUGGUGCAUUUGGACGGGAGAUGUUGAAGCGGAACAUCGGUGUGGUUGUGGUGGGAUUUCCUGCUACACCAAUUACUGAAUCCCGAGCUAGGUUUUGCUUGUCAGCAGCGCAUACCAAAGAAAUACUUGAUACUGCAUUAAAGGAAAUAAAUGAAGUUGGGGACCUGUUGCAGCUGAAGUAUUCCCGUCACCGGUUGGUACCUCUGUUGGACCGGCCCUUUGAUGAGACUACAUAUGAAGAGACAGAAGAUUGAGCCCUCUUGGUGGCCUUUAAAGGACACCCUCCCUUACACAGGACAAUAUGUGGCCUUUCUGAGCCCAGUCUAGGAACCACACUUCUGUGGCUGCUUCACGUAAAAGACAUUUUCUCACAAUACUGAAGGUGACCACAUCCAAUCCAAAUGGCAUUUUGUAAAUAGUGAAAGUUGUUUCACAUUC
Molecule: messenger RNA, 1882 nt
Organism: Vombatus ursinus (common wombat)
Lineage: Eukaryota; Metazoa; Chordata; Mammalia; Diprotodontia; Vombatidae
Gene: SPTLC2
Product: serine palmitoyltransferase long chain base subunit 2
Exons: 12
Coding region: 1-1698 (565 amino acids)
Biological process (GO): ceramide biosynthetic process; sphingosine biosynthetic process
Cellular component (GO): serine palmitoyltransferase complex
Molecular function (GO): serine C-palmitoyltransferase activity; pyridoxal phosphate binding
Source: RefSeq, a predicted model, not a curated record